Molecule: messenger RNA, 9636 nt
Organism: Amyelois transitella
Lineage: Eukaryota; Metazoa; Arthropoda; Insecta; Lepidoptera; Pyralidae
Exons: 47
Coding region: 169-9369 (3066 amino acids)
Source: RefSeq, a predicted model, not a curated record
UCGUCGCCAUAUUGGUAUUGUCAAAAAGUUCGGAACAUUCAAGUGCCGAUGAAAAAAUGAUUUUUCAUGAAAUAACAUCAGAAAUUAAGCUGUUCGAGUGAUCGGAUACGAUUAAUAGUGACUUUAGAUGUUUCGUUUGUCGAAUUCGUUGUGUUAUUCGGUUUGCAAAUGAUGUUUUCAAUGGAGAAAUGUACGGAUCACAGUGGCAGAAAGAGUUCAGAGGAAACCGAGAUGUAUGCCGGUGGUGGCGAAGGAUUGGGGAAGGAGGGUGUGCCUUCGGACGAGGUGGCUUCUGCCGUGGCCGCCGUGUCGGAUGAAAUCGGGGAUAUCUUGAAGGAUGAGCUGGGAGACGCUGAUCGUGCGGAUCGAAUCGGUGCCGAAUUGGCAGACCUGAGCGCGGAGCUUGGUCUUCUCGCAGGCCUGGCAGACGGGGACCAGCAGCAGGACUUCCCGUCCCUGUUCGAAAUAGCUGUGAACAUGGGCCAGCGGGGCUCCGGCAGCGGUUCGUCGUCCUCCUCUUGGUCGGCGGGCGCCAGACGACGCGAGCGGACCCAGAGGGCUCCCCGCCGGCGACCCAUCUCUAGAAAGGAGUUGUGCCGCCGACGCAGCGCACUGGCGCGGCGCGCGGUGCUGCGCCUGCGCCGCGUGGAGGUCGUGUCGGACGCGUCUGACGUCGGCGCCGACUCGGACUCCGACGACCAGUGGACCGAGCUGGAUGACUCGGGAUCUUCCGACAGCUCGUCCGUGAAGGAAGCGGCCGAGCGUCAGAUGGACUGCAACGGGUACCAGGACAAGGCUCCGGGCAUCGCGGAGCCUCCGAACAUGGGCCAGUUCCUGCUGCCGCUGCUGAGCGCUGAUCCCGCUGAACACCCGCCCAUCCGUCACGAGGACAUACUUCAGCUACUCGCAACCGCUGAGAAGAUAGAUCGCGACCACGAACAGCUGGACGGUGACAGUGCUGAUUUAAACGAGCCUGAUGAUGCCGUGGAGCCCGAGUGUGAAGAUGCUCCGGUCACCCCCGACGAGGAAGCGGCACUGUUGCAUUAUGUCUGCGAAAUGGAACGUUCCUCCGGCGUUACAAACGUCCAGUUCACGGCCAUAGAGGAGUGGCUGAUGGGCGUUUACCACUCGUGGUGCGAGAUCUCCGCGCUCAUGUACACGCUGGGCUGCGUGUGCGACGCCGACGCGGAGGCGGCGCGCUCGGAGUGGGGCUACCGCGUGCAGUUCGGCUGCCACUGCCGCGUGUGCCUGGCGCUCGCCGACAACGGCCGAGCGCUCGCCGCGCUGCUCGACGGCGUCGUGUGGGCGCUGGCGUGCGGACAAGGCGGGUCGUCAGUCACCACAGCAGUCGGUAUAGUUCGAGCUUUGCGUCUCCGCGCAGACGCGGGCGCAUCACCACAACGCUGGGAUCUGCCGCGGCUCAGGAGGAUCGUGGUGCCUGAUCACGACCUGGAGAUAAUACACCAACAAUUGUGUCUGCUGUCGCAACAGAACGAGAUCAGCGCUCAGAUCGUGAACGACACGUGCGAAUGUAGAAAGUUCCAGAUGCCGAUGCAGAAAGAAUACGCUUUUGAGAGGUUUUGCACCAUUUUGGAGAACUACAAGGCCGCCUCUGCAAUGACUUUCAAGGUGGAGCUGCUGGACCCGUCCGGAGAGCCGCCGGCGUGGGCGGCGCGCGCGCUGCGGCUGGUGGCGCGCGCGGCGGCGCCCGGCCGGCGCUGCUCCACCGCCGCGCGCCUCGCGCUCAUGGGCCGCCGCACCGCCGCGCACCAGGCCACGCUUCUCGCGUGGUCUGGCUACAAUCAUCGGUGCGAUUGUCUCACGCCUCGGACGCUGUGCGCUCAGCAGAGGAAUCAAUUGCUAAGGCUUUUCUGUUCCCGGAUAUCAUACUUCGGGAUAAUUCAGGCCGUCAGCGAGUACACUGACGCUCAGCAGGAGGUGAAUAAUUCUAACAAGCCUCCGAAUGACGCCCAAAUGGAAGCCGAGACCGAUGAGUUGCAACAAGGCGACGGCACGGGUGCUAAACCUCCAGACAGCGGCGAGCGACCAGCGUCUCUAGGCCUCCUGGACCAGGCUGAUCAGGAGCUGAGCGAUUCCAACUUGACCGGUGACCUCGAUGAUUUCUCAGAUUCGGACGACAACUCUGGCAGCGGCUCCCUCGGCCUGUCCAACUCGUCGUCGCUGGACUCCGCGUCGGAGCUGCUGCUGGCCGCCGCCGCCGCCGUCGACGGGGAGGGGGGCGGCGGAGGGGGGGGAAGGGAGAGGGAGCUGUGCCGCACGGUCAGGCAUCUGUGCAGGUCUAUAGCUUCUAUAGAAAGGCUGAUGGACCAAGUGUUGAAACACUGUGACGACUGGCCCGCGGCCGGGGACAAGAGUGAUGACGAGGCCAGGAAACGGGUGGACAUGGGCCUGUCGGAGGUGGACCGGAAGCUGAUGGCGAUGUACCGCCGCCUGCCGGAAGUACACCGGCGGCAGCUUCAAGUCUACAGGAAACAGAAGCGGUUGUCUACUGUGUGCAUGCAGCUGGUGGGGGGCACGGCGCCCGCGCCGCCGCCGCCCGGCUCGCCGCCCGCCGCGCGCCACCAGCCCUGCCCCGCGCUCUGCGUGGAGUACCACCUGCAGCGGUUCACCGAGGUCCGUCGUAAAGUGAUGCAUAUGAGGGAUCAACAACUCUACUACCAUAGACUAAGGAUGUGGCUGGAGGACCAACUGCGACAGGAGAGGGAGAACCUCACAGAGGGCAACACUACGUUAAUAGAUGACGUGUCGCGACGCAAACGUCGAACCGACAGCCCUAAGGUGCCGCGUCUGACCACCGCGUCCAAGCGGAAACUAAAACCCUCGUCCCCACUGUCGAAACCGCACAAAAUACUGCAAAUGCUGAAACAAAAAGCGCCCGCUCAAAGUGAUUUCAUUGACGAGUUGAAAAACGAUGAAAAUAAAGAAGUAGACCCGCCCGAAGCGUUCCCCUUGGAGAGAGAAGACAAUGUUAGUGAUACAGAAACGAUUGUAGGCGAGAAGGAUCAAGAAAUGUGCAAAGACAUGAAGGAGUGUCUAGCCAAAUUUGCCAAUUUCGCACUGAAUACCGAAGAGAACGCUACAGAGAAUAAAUACCCAGAGUCUGUCAGUCCGCCGCUUCAAGAAAUGUCUCCGACCACGUCCGAACCACUGCCUGUUUAUACACCUAAACCUAGUCAGCGACUAUUGACCGUCAAUAAGUUCUUGAACAGGAGCGAUUUUAAAUCGGAUAAAGUUAUCGAUUUUCAAUCGCAAGCCGCGCCCGAUAUUCAUAUCCCAAUGGACGCUAAACGAACACCGGUGUUAGUUAAAGAAGAGAGUGAUACUAAAAUAGCGGAACCAGAAGUGCAAGCUAAAGAUCCUAAUAUAUACAAAUAUGUGACGUUCGGUCUCGAAAUCAAAAAAGCUAUGGAGGAGUGUCAGAAUAUAAUUAACUCUUAUAACCACAUCAGCAAAGACGGUCAAGAAAAAGACGAAGGCGCUUUGUCACUAGAACAGAUAUGCGAAGUGAUUUUGGACAAGAACUCCGCCGAAUUCCUAGAUUCAGAUGAACCCAUAGAUAUAAACGUUGCUAAUACGAAAUUAGCCGAAUUCGUUGAAAAUAUGCCGCAUAUAUUGGCCAAUAUGCCGGAGAUUGCCACGAAACUGACUGAAUACGCGAAUGCGUCGUUCGAACUGCCAGAAUUUGCGUCCAUCAUGAAUUCAUUGCCAGAUGUGAACAGCGAAGCACAAUUGACACCAGAGACGCUGAAACAAAUAAGGGAAUUGAAACUGCACAAGAAUAGAGAUAGUAUUAAAGUAACCAAGAACACAGCUAAAAGAAAAAGCAAUAGAAAGGUUAAAAAUGAUGACGUUUUAGGUCCGUUCGAAAUAGAUUCUCAAGAUAUAUCCGAAUUACUGAAAGACGAGAAGGAAUUGCAGAAUAUGAUGAAGAAAUCUAAUAAUAAGGAAGACUUUAACGAUUUAUUGUUCUCUAUAAGUGCUCAAGUGGUGAUAAAUAAGGUAUUUGAAUAUUUGAAGCAGAAUAAAAGUCCCGUUUUGGCGAAAUGUCUGCAAGAAGACGGCGAUAUAUUCGCACUGCCCAAAAAUAGUAUUAAUUCGGAAAUGUACUCGAAAGCUUCUACAUUAUUCGACAAUUCCGUUAAAGACGCGCUGAGUAUGGACCAGCUGAGGGACUUAGUUAGGUCCAGGUUCGAUUCCUGGAAGCAUUACGUAGCAUCUAAGUUUAAAAGCAUACCAAUCGAAUUAUUAGAGAGUGAAAUCGAAGCGAUGUUGGAUAAGUUCUACAGUUAUAUACAAGAUUUAGCCGGGAAGCAAUCUACCAAUGAGAGUGACAAAAUCAUAGAGAAAAUAGACGAACUGAGGAACAAUAAGGAUUUGAAAGAUUCAGAUAGUGAUACGAAAGAUAAUGUCGCUAAGCUAUUAAGUUCCACACCCGGUAAUACAUUCGACGUGUUGUUAAUGAAGUUAUCGAAAAUGUCUCAAGAUAAGAAGUCGUCUGUUAAAAAUCUCAAAUUUAAAUACAUAGAUGUGAUCAAAAGGUGUUCGGAGUCCCCACAGUUGGCCGGUUGGAUACUACUAGAUCCCGAGAUAGCGUCCAAUGUUAUAGCCGAGCUAACUGGACUACCAAUGUUUAAGACUGACAACGUAGGUCACAAAGUGCCAGAUUUUACAACACUGUCCAAUGACAAGAAGAAGGACUACUUCAUUAGUAGAUUAAGACAAAUGAAUAGAUUGUACAUGCAAACUUUGCCCAAGAAAGCGCUUACAGGUGACGAGUGGCUUGUGAUACUGUAUAGACUUGAACAAUUAGAGGAGAAACUUAAAGAUGCCUUCACAAAAGUCACUCCGCCUGUGAAGAAUCAAAACGCAAGUGAAGGCGAAAUUCUAGCAGCGAAAGGGCUUAGCAAAAUCAUAGGUAAAGCUAACGCUAGGGUUGUCAAGAAGCCGGAACCGAAACCGGUUAAAAAGGACGAGAAUUAUACAGAUAUAGCUCAGGAACAGGACAAGAAAUCCAAAAACGACGCCCUGUUGGCGAAAUGCGAAGCGAUAUUGACAUCGAAAGGAGAGAAAUCGUUAUUAGACAGCUUUUACACGAUCAAAUCUUACAUAACUCAAGGAUUACCAGUACCUGAGACUUACAAGAAGCAUGUCAUAUCUAUAUGCUCGAGCAUCGACGCUAAGCUCUUAGACGAAGACAUAGAGACGUCCAUUAAAGUUGAGAAGGAGGACGAGGUGCAAAACAAAGAGAAAUUAUCGGUUAUUGGAUCGCAGAAUCCCGAACUAUUGGCCAAAUAUUCCGCUCAAGCGCUGCGUAACGCCAAGCAGACAUUGAACGCGGUCGCAUUCAAAAACAUGGCGAAGAACGGACAGUCGAAGUCGGAAAGCGACGCUUGCGACACGCCCAAGACGGACUGCAAAUGGACGAAUGACUGCGUGUGCAUUUCGUGUAAGAGUUUCAUGAAAGGUUAUCUUCAUAUGGAGGGGUAUUUGAAGGAUAAGGAGGGGAAGACGAAGCCGGCUGUCAAACCGGCGAAGCCGCCGCCGAAGCCGUGCGAGAACGCUUCGCAUCAACAGCAUGUUUGUAAAGUGGGCCACGGCAACACCACGGGCGGGUGCGCCUCAGAGGGAUCUGCCGAUUCGCCGUGCACGUGUUGUUAUUGCACCGUUUUCGGACAUGCGCCACCCCUAACGACGCCCGUGCCUCGCAAUUUCAACGAGACUCGGGAGAGACUACGGUCGAUACUGAACAAGAAGAAACAACAGUGCAAGACUACUAAUGGCGAGCCGGAACAAGAGAAGAAGCAAGCCAGCGUGCAGACGCUUCCUGAUGCGCCGAAGCAGAAGCAGCCGCCGCAGCUGUCGCCGAAGCCGCCUGCACUGCCAAAAACAUUGCCGCCUAAUCUGCCGCCUGUUCAGCAACAAAAGCGGCAGACCAUAGAUUUGCAGCAGAAACAGCUCGCCGACAAAAUGUCGAAAAUGACCGUCACCGACAAGGCUAAGACGUUACAAAGCACGGCGCCCAUACAAAUCAGCGUGCCGCCAGCGAAGCCCGAGCUCAAACCCAAUAACAGCGCUGAGCAAAUGCGAUUGCAACAGUUGCAACAACAAAAAGCGCAACAACAACAACAACUGCAACAGCAACAACAGCAGCAGCAGCAACAACAACAAGCGGCACAACAACACCCGCAACAAGUCGCGCAGCAAGUUGCACAACAACAGAAGAAACCCGAGCCGAUAUACGACCUGCCGGUACACAACAAACCUACUCUUACGCCGCAACAACAACAACAGAUCAGACAACAACAGUUACUACAACAACAGCAGCUGCAACAACAAGCGCAACAACAAGCUCAAGCCGCUGCCCAACAACAAGCUCAACAACGACAGAGUCGACAACAACAACAACAACAACAGAUGUCUGUCUCUAGUCGCGAGUCUAGUGUGUAUUCCACGUCUUCUGGAUGUUCUGGCGGUUCGUGCUGGCGCGGCGGAAGACCGACUGAUCCGAGGGAUCUGGACGCGCUGUUGCAAUACAUUGAGGGUCCGGCGAGACACGUGGACAGAGGGAAGAAGAAGGCUAAGAAGCAGAGACAACGCGCUAAGAGAAUGGAAAUGCGCCUUCUAGAAGAACGCGAGAACAUAAUGGCCGAACUGCACUUGGCGAAGCUGUCGGCGGCCGCUUUGAAAAGCGUCGCGGCGGAUUGGAAGCGGAGACUGGAAGACGCCAGGCAGCAACAGCAGCAGCAGAAGAAGAAGAAAGGAAAGAAAAAUAAGACGAACCCCACCCAACAAGCUAUGAUGCAAGCCGCCGCCGAGCAACUAGGGGAGUUGACUAACGUGGUGAAUUGUACGGCUAAGGAGGCGAAAGCGGCUGAACAAAAUGUGAUCGAAUGUACUCGACGGCUACAACAGUGCGAGAGGCAAUUGGCCGAAGCUCAAGCCAUGCAGCAGGAGCCGCGCGAGAAACAACAGGCAGAGCAAGCCGCGUUGGCAGCUAAACAACAACAUCAACAACAAUUGCAACAGCAGCAAUUACAACAACAACAACAACAACAACAACAACAUAUACAACAACAGCAGUUGCAACAACAACAACGCAGGCAGAUGCAGCAGUUGUUGGAACAGCAUCAACGAGACAAGCAAAAACAGGCAGCCGGCGUACAGAAUGCCGAGAACACCGGCGGCAUGGUGUGCGUCCGCCGCGGCGCUCAGGGGGUCACCGUGUGCGUGCCGCAGCCCAAUGUGGCUUCACGGAGACAUUUCACUGUGGUGACGCACGAAGAACUCCAACAUCAGAAACAACAGCAGUUGCACCACCAACAACAACAACAGCAGCUACAGCAACAACAACAACAGCAGUUGCAACAACAACAGGCCCAGAAGCAGGCGGCGGAGUCGCAACGCAAGCAAACCUGGGAGCAGGCGUUAGCUCACAUCAAUCAGUUGGCCAAAGGGAAUAAGGAAAAGAAGAAACAGAAAGAGAAAGAGCAACAGAAACCGGAGCCGAAACCGAAAGAGCAGAAGGGCGCGGCCGCGCCUGCGCCGGCGCAGGAACCGCAGCCGCUCUCCAAGAAGCAGAGGAAGUUGUUGGCCAAGCAGCAGGCGGAGGAAGAAGAGAGAAAGAGACAGGAAAUGGAAACGAGAAGCAACAAGAAGGAGACCAAAAAGGCGGAAGUCAAACCCGAACUUAACAGGAAACAGGACAAGAAGGAACCGAAGAAGGAGCCGACCAAAGAGGAGAAGAAGAAGAAUGGGAAAGAUGAGAAGAAGAAAGGGAAAGAGAACAAGGAGAAGCCUGCAACAACGCAAGUAGCCAAACAGAACACUCAACAACAACAACAACAACAACAGCCCCAACAACAACAACAACAACAGAACAACAAGAAAGAGAAGAAGAAGAAGGAGAAGCAACAGCCGCAAGUGAUCAAUAUAACGCCGGAGACAACCAUUGAAAUGAUGGAUAAGAAGAAUCAAUGCGCCAGCGAUCAUGAGAAACCUUCACCUUGUAGCAUCAUGGAGCAGCUCAGUUGCGGCGUUCAGGUAGCUGACUUGAGACUGCCUCCAGGCAUCACGCUGACCAGGGUUCAGCCUACUGAGAAGAAGGAGCCGCCCAACAUUAAAUCCGUGCCCCUAUGGAAAUGCAACCAGUUGCCGGCGACUCCGACUCCGGUGGCGAGGCCGGCGCCCAUCAUCAACGCGGACCCCGGCAUGAUGAUGUUCACCGCACAUCACCCAGAACCGCCGAAACCAAUAGUGGUACAGGAACCGGUCACCCAGCCGGCGGGCAAGUCCAAAAAGGCCAAGAAGAAGGCGAAAAAGGCAGCCGCGGCGGACGCCACGGAGACCAAACAGGACGCCAAGAUGGUCACCCUGAGGAACCCCAUGUUCCACCCCAACCUACCGCCGGUGCAAAUAUCAAACACACCACCCCAAAAGAAGUCCGAGAUACGAAUCCCGGAUCCGAUUCCAAUGCCGCCGAACGCGUGUCAAGCAACGAUUACGCCGACUUCGAACGGAAUGUACACAAUAAGGAACCCGUUGAUGUCCAUAAUGCACCAACAAUCAGUCAUGAGCAUGAGGAACCCACCCAACCCAGCGUUCACCCAGCCCCAAUUCAGUUACAACCAAUAUCCUGCGCCGGCGCCGUACGUAGAAACGCGAACGUCGCCCAAAACGGAAGAUUUCCAGAACCGUAUAAUGAAUCUCGCUUCGUUCACUCAAAAGAACGACGAGGGCUAUUCGCUGUUCAAAACGUCAGACGAUAACCAGCAGAGGAGCUUUCUCACUCAAGAGUAUUUCGAUAGGCAAAGCCCGAAGCCGGUUGUGUCACCGAAUCCGAUUGGAACGAAACCGGUGAACGAUAGAACGAAUGAUUCACUGUUCGCUAACCCGAUACAGAGGCCUGAACCCAUUGGUACACCGUUGAAGAAUGACAAUGAUUACACCGGUCUUUAUACACCGUUCGGUCAGGAGAACAGGAAUGUGUUCAGAAACGCACUGUUCAACGAUAGGAGUGAUGUUGGCGGAUGUGUUGGAAGGUUGGACGAUGUUGGGCCCAACCAUGUGGCCAACGGUGAUCCUUUGCCGUAUUUUCAAAGACUGAGAGUCGGUUCGAAGCUGAACAACGAAGUGACAAUACACCACGUGACCGAGUCAAAGUUCUAUAAAGGACAGGACACGUCAGAGUCGACGUACGGAGGGGCGUGGCCUGACGCUUUGUACGCCCAGCGGCCAUUAGAUACAGCUCCGCUGGCAGUCUCCGAGGACGAGGGCGGCUUCGGCGCCGUGGGCACCGGCGCGAGGCACCACGGUAAUUAUACCACCACAACCUCUGUACACUAUAUGUGAGUCAAUGCCGGAUACUAAGAAAAACUACUCCUGCUUGUGGUAUGCGAAAUCUAUAGAAACAUAGAAAACAUUUGACUUUAUAUAAAAUUAUGUUAUUCGAAAUAUAAAUGCAUAUAUUUGGUCACAGUUUUACUAACUAUGUAUUUAAUUGACAUUGUUAAUGUUUUUUAUAACUAGUGAUGUACAAGAUUGGCGUCCAAGAGACCUAAUGGCAUGAUCGUUGAGACAUUUUUUUAGUAUACAGAUUCUAUUUUAUAUCUACAGGGU